AUGAGUACUCUCGACUUCGCACUCGUCAAUAAUACCGGCUCGGAUACCGUGUAUGCCUACAUUACGGGCCAGGCAAUUGAUAACAAUAAUGCUCUCGUUUUGAUACAGUCAGACGGGACGACCGCCUACUAUCCAACGUCGCCAUCGUCAACCCAGACAGCCUUAUCUCAAGAUUGCGCCAUCCCACUAGGUGCAUCGGGGAGUACGAAAACAGUCACCAUACCCCACAUAGCUGGAGGCAGAUUGUGGUUCUCACGCGAUGCAAAGCUAACCUUCUAUGUGAACCCUGGUCCUGCGCUUGUGGAGCCCUCGUCAUCCAAUCCCUCGGAUCCAAACUACAAUCUAUAUUGGGAUUUCUGCGAGUUCACCUGGAACAGCUCGCAGCUCUACGUGAACAUCACCUUUGUUGACUUUGUCUGUCUUCCUAUUGCUCUGGCAUUGGAAAACACCUCUGGCACAACUCAAACCGUCGAAGGCCUCCCAGCAAAUGGACUAGACACUAUCUGCACUGCGCUGACAACCCAGAACAACAGCGACAGCGCAGGAUGGAAUGAGCUGAUCGUCACAACCGGCGGUGCAAACCUACGCGCAGUCUCCCCGAACACGGGCAUAACACUGACCAGCGGAUUGCUCGGCACAUACUUCGACUCUUACGUCGACCAGGUGUGGUCGAAAUACGCCGACACCACACUGACAGUCGACACGCAGGGAGCAGCCGGCAAUCUAACCGCCAAUGUUACCAAUAAUCAGCUGACAUUCUCAUCCGACAGUAUCGCCUAUGCGCAGCCUUCUACAGCGGAUAUUUUCAGCAAUAGCUCCGGUGCUUUGGCUGUCGUUAGCAAUACUACUCAGAAUGCCGUUUCAGCACGACUGGCAGCUGCAUUCAAUCGAUCUACUUUGUUGAUUGAUAACAACCAACCCGAAGGCGAGGUUGUGUCUACUUAUUACACUAAUUCUAUCACGAACCACUAUGCGCGCAUUUGUCAUGCUACUGCCCUUGAUGGUAGAGGAUAUGCAUUCCCUUAUGAUGAUGUGGGCCCGACGAAUGGUGCUGAUCAGUCUGGGGCUGUUUAUGAUGGUAGUCCUAAGCUGUUGACGGUUACUGUUGGUGGUCCGACAAGUAGCAACUCGACUAAGAAGUCGACUAGCAAGGAUGACACGAACAAGUCCCCUGUCAACAAGACUGAGAAGCAAGGCGUAUUUCAAGGCUUGAAGAAUGUCCUCCGGAAGCUUUCCUGCACCAAGAGAAAUUAA
Penicillium angulare is the source of this 1254-nucleotide messenger RNA. RefSeq names its product glycoside hydrolase family 64 protein. The transcript has a single exon. Bases 1 to 1254 code for a protein of 417 amino acids. Lineage: Eukaryota; Fungi; Ascomycota; Eurotiomycetes; Eurotiales; Aspergillaceae. The record is from RefSeq and is a predicted model, not a curated record.